Molecule: messenger RNA, 3696 nt
Organism: Pseudophryne corroboree (corroboree frog)
Lineage: Eukaryota; Metazoa; Chordata; Amphibia; Anura; Myobatrachidae
Gene: RIN1
Product: Ras and Rab interactor 1
Exons: 11
Coding region: 137-2536 (799 amino acids)
Biological process (GO): vesicle-mediated transport; signal transduction
Cellular component (GO): endocytic vesicle; cytosol
Molecular function (GO): guanyl-nucleotide exchange factor activity; small GTPase binding
Source: RefSeq, a predicted model, not a curated record
CUGAAGGUUAGUCACUCUGGGAACACCCACAGGGGGCGGGGGAAAAAAGGGUGAGAGAGAUUCCGGACUCUGUGUCCCAACAGAGAACAAGAUCUAGCAUCUUGUAGAAAGGAGGAAACACACUGGAAUUACUGGCAUGGACAGUGUUCCCGAGCCCAGCACCACAAGCACAACAGAACCUGUGUAUGAUUACCCAUCCCAAGAAACCACACGUUCACCUUCUUUCAGAGGCUCCCCAACCUCAGUCAGCAUCUCGGAGAGGCUUCUUCUCACCCAGAGUGUCUGGCUACACCUAAGGGUCAACUCAGCCACUGCCCUGCAUAUACUGCAGAGGGAGCCACCUGGGACAUUCCUUGUGAGAAGAGCUAACACUCGGCAGCAGCUAGUCCUCUGUGUGCGCUUAUCAGAUGACUGUGGACCAAGCUUCAUUCAUCAGUCAUACAUACAUGAUGGGCCUUCUGGUCUCUCUCUAGAACACUCAACAGUUACCUUUCCAGACCUAAUAAGACUUGUGUCUUACUACAGUACUGAGAGAGAUGUUCUCCCUUAUAUGCUCAGACUUCCGGCAGCUAUAGAAAAAGUAACAUCCCGAAAAGAGCUGGAGGCCAUUUCGCAUUUAGGACAUGAGUUCUGGAAUUCUUCCCUCAACGCCCGAGACACUGCUACAGCUCCAGCUACUACUCCCUCUUUUGCACUUUUGCUGACACCACCACACUCUGACCUACCAGACAAAAUAAGACCUUAUCUUCUACCAAUACUGAAAACUCGUAGUCCUGAGGAGGUUUCCUUAGGUGGAAAAGAAGGGGCCCUCUUCUUUUUUAACCCUCUCUUCAAAUCCAUAGAUUCUGGAGCACUCAAGCGUUCUCACUUCCAAAAAAGCAUCAAAGUCAGGGUAUCUACAGAGAAUUCAGGCUCCCUCUCGCCUCCAUUAAACCCACCUCCGCCUGUACCAUCUGAGGAAUCUGUAAAGGAGGAGGAUGAGAUGGUUCCAAUGGAAACAACAGAUCAGACUGAAUCUGAGCAAACCCAAGAAACAUUAGAAAACCAAGAGUACAGAAAACCUCGUUCAUCUCUAAGACAGCGUCUGAGAAAGAGCCUAAGCAAAGGCAGCCGCGAUUUCGGACUAAAAUUAUCACCAAUGCGCAAAGAUGUAGAUGACUACAAUGUUCCUACCUCUGCAAAAAAAGCACAAGAGGUAAAAGAUGGAAGUGAGACUCAUUUUAAUGGUGUGUCUUCAUUGGAUGACCAGGAUAGUGGAUCCAAUAGCAGUCUUGAAGAUGGGACAUCAGAGGAUGGAGGAAAGUUUUCUCCUCAGCUUACAAGAAGGAAGAAGAAGAAAAGUGGGCGCUCCUCAUUCCGGGCAGUUAGUGGAGCUUUCUUGUCGCUGUUAUCGCCAGAGCGAAAGAUGAUUAUUUUCAUAGAGGAAAUGGGCAAAGAUGUGACUACAGAAUUUGGGAAGGAGCUGAAAACUUUUCUUCAAAAAGUGGAAGUGGGUAAAACGAAUGAUAUAAAAGAUAAAGGAGAGGAAGAAGGAAAAAUGUACAAGAGUCUGUUAAAGGAAGUCAGAGAUUUUAUGGAUAAUCUGAAGCAUAUGCUGAGGGAAAGUGCUAAAAUGCAUCUGAAAACACUCACAUCUGAUGAAGAGGAACGCGUCCUAGAAAAAUCAAUGCACCGACUUCUCUUGAAACCGUUGAGGUCUCAUUUGGUUUCUGAAAUUCAGAAAGGCCUGGAAGAAAGUGGAGAGCUUGAUAAGCUUGGGAAGAAUAUGCAAGCGGUAAAGAAGGGAGGUUCAUCUCUUCUAGGUGUGAAGCUGAAAGCUCCCAUGCUCCAAGAUCUGGAGAAAAUUCGACAGAAAUUACUGAGAAUGCAGGAAAAAUAUUCACCUUGUGACAAGGUGCGUCAGCUGCUGCGAGUAUGCCAAGGCGUUUACAGGAGUAUGGACGCACAACAUGAUGAUGCUUGUGGUGCUGAUGAGUUUCUGCCUGCAUUGUGUUAUGUGCUGGCACUGUGCGAGCUGCCCCAGCUUCUGGUAGAUGUACACUACACUACAGAACUACUACCUAAUGAGGCGCUCAUGGGAGAAGGCGGUUAUUACCUCACCAGUGUGUCUGCUGCACUCUCGGUCCUGUCCUCACUACACCCUCAGCACCAGGAUGCUGGACUAUCACUUAGUGAAUGGCAUCGCAGGAAGCAAGGUCUGCCAUCGCUCAAUGACCUGCAGAACUUUCUACGUGUUGCCCAUCAAGAUCCAGUAAAUGGCUGCACUACCAAGACAAUCCUUCUGAAGCCAACACAAACUGUGGCUGACCUUACGCAUCUCUGCUCCCUCAAAUUUAAGCCUGCUGACCCAGAGCGCUACUCCAUUUUCCUUCACUGUGGUGGGAAUAUGGAACGGCUGCCUCCCAAUGCUUUGCCACAGGAGAUAAAAGCCCGGCUCAAGGAGACUGGAUCCAGCUUCUUCUUUUGUUACCAACAUCUAGCUGAGAAGGACUCUGCUGAACAGUCCAGUACACAAGAACUGGACAGCAAUCUAUGACCUUGCAAGAUUUUCUUUUAGAAAGACUCUAGAUGCGAACAUGUGGUACUGUGGAUACUGCUUGCAUAUGCUACGUGGUUCCAGGUUACUAUUAGGAGCUGUAAAUAUGUACAGAGUGUUUUGAGAGAUUGGCCAUUGUGUGGACUUCAUACAAGUGCAUGGAAGGCAUUUGAUAUGCCAGCUGUCAGGACCCCGACAGCCGGUAUACCGACAACUAUUCUCCCUCUUGGGGUGUCCACAACACCUCUGGAGGGAGGGGCGCCACCGUGCCUGCAAGGGGCUGUUUUGUGCUCGCCCCGCUGCCUGCAUACCAGCAGUUGGAAUCCCAGCGCCGGUAUACUUGAUGCCGGGAUCCCAAGCGCCGGAAACGUAGUAGACCCGCUUAGGCCCACUUCAUAUAACAAGUAUAAAGCUUCUUAUGUGCUGGUAAUUUUGUUCUUAAUACAUAAAGGGCUAGAUGCAUCAUCGCUUAUAAAGUGAUAAAAUGGAGAGUGAAAAAUUACCAGCCAAUCAGCUCCUAACUGCCAUGUGACAGACUGCAUUUGAGAAGUUGCAGUUAGGAGGUGAUUGGCUAGUACUGUUUCACUCUCCAUUUUAUCACUUUUCAAGCGAUAAUGCAUCUCGCCCAAAAAGUUUUAUACUUGUUAUAUGAAGUGGGCCUAAGCCCUAAGCUAUGAGUAUUUCACUUUCACAGACUGUUAUGCAUUUCACUAGAACCCUGUCAUGGAACAUACAUAUCAGCCAAGAACUGGAAUGCAGACUCCCUCUGCGCAGUAUACUAUAUCACAUGGUCAGCGCCUGGACAUAGGCAAUACUAUUACUAUUAUUAAUAUUAUUGUUGUUAUUAUUAUUAUUGUUAUGCUGUUUUGCACACAUUUGACUUAUACUCAUAAUGAGAUUGCUGACAAAGGGCCCGAUUCAGACCUGAUCGCUGCUGUGCGUUAUCACACAGCGGGCGAUCAGCUAUUAACUGCGCAUGUAUAUGCAGCGCAGUCCACACGCGCAUCGGCAAACAGGCAUCGGUGGUCAGCGACAGGCUGGUGCGAAAAUUCUACUCGCACAGCCAUUUGCAUGCUGAUUGACAUGAAGAGGCCGUUUGUGGGUGGUAACUGACCAUUUUCUGAGAGUGUCAGGGAAAACGCAGGCGUUCCCAAGCGUAU